Molecule: messenger RNA, 357 nt
Organism: Pyricularia pennisetigena
Lineage: Eukaryota; Fungi; Ascomycota; Sordariomycetes; Magnaporthales; Pyriculariaceae
Exons: 2
Source: RefSeq, a predicted model, not a curated record
GUGCGGUCUUCCCGCCGGGCCAAGUCUCGGAUCGUCCACCAAGACGGAUUGGAGGUGUGCCCAGAGGGCUUGGCGAUCCUAGGUCUGGUACUGGCCUAUAGCAACCCUCGACACGCGGCGAGGCCUCACGGAAUCGAGCGCAUUUUCUUUAGCGGCCCACAAGGAGCAGGGCAGCCUGAGCCGCAUGUGGGCUCUAGCAUACAAGGGCGUGCCAACUUUGCAGGAUCUGAACUCCAGGUGACCUACGCUGCGACUUGCUUAUGGGUCUCGCCAAGUGACCCCAUAUGGCUGUGGAAAGACGAAGAAUGGAGCGUACUCAAUGGCAAAAGCGAUGGCCGAGGAAUCAGGAAGAGGUAG